This is a messenger RNA of Hibiscus syriacus, 2319 nucleotides long. RefSeq names its product putative disease resistance protein RGA4. Lineage: Eukaryota; Viridiplantae; Streptophyta; Magnoliopsida; Malvales; Malvaceae. Gene Ontology annotation, molecular function: protein binding; ADP binding. The record is from RefSeq and is a predicted model, not a curated record. Bases 1 to 2319 code for a protein of 772 amino acids. The transcript has 4 exons.
AUGGAAUCUGCAAAUGGGAGAAGAUGUGAUGAUCUCUUGGGAAUGGAUGCUCUUCAGUUUCAACUACGAGAUUUGUUGUUGGACAAGAGAUAUCUGCUUGUAUUGGAUGAUGUAUGGAACGAGGAUGAGGAUGAAUGGGAUAAGCUUAAAACGUUGCUUAGUUUUGGUGCAGAGGAAAGCAAAGUUAUUGUCACAACGAGAAGUGCAAAGGUUGCAGAAAUAGUUGGAACAGUGUCUUCUCACCAUCUGAAGGGUCUAUCUGAUGACGAAUGUUGGGCUUUGUUCAAACAACGUGCCUUUUCUCAUGGCCAAGAGGACAGGAACAACACAAACUUGUUCCCUAUUGGGAAACAAAUAGUGAAGAAGUGUGGGGGAGUUCCUCUCGCUGCAAAGACACUGGGUGGUCUAAUGCGCUUCAAAAGAGAGCCAACAGAGUGGCUACGUGUGCAAGAAUGUGAAGAAAAUGAAUUUGGCGACGUAAUAGAAUGCAGAAUGCAUGGUAUUAUUCAUGAUCUUGCAAAAUCUGUUGCGGGGGAAGAGUACUUUGUAUUUGAAGGUGGACGCAUGCCAAGAAAUUUUGCUAAACUGCGAAGCCUUGUACAAGCUAAGAAGUUGCGAACUCUAAUUUUGUUGUAUCUAAAAGGUGAUCUUGGUGAAGUCCCAACUAAGUUGUUCUCAAGUUUCAAGUAUCUCCGAGUCCUAGAUUUGGGUAAUUGUGGCAUCAAAAGGGUGCAGGACACAAUUUCUUGCUUGAAAUAUUUGAGGUACCUCAACCUUUCAAAUACGUUGAUAGAAAUGUUACCAGAAAGCAUAUGCAGGCUUCAUAACUUGCAGGUGCUGAACCUGUCAGGCUGCUUUGAUCUCAUUAAACUACCGAGCAGCUUGUCACGACUGCUCUCGCUAAGACAUCUUGUAAUAAAGGGUUGCGAAAGAUUAACUCGCUUUCCAGGUAACUUCAGUAGACUUACAUGUCUUCAGACAUUGCCAUUGUUCGUUGUUGCAAGUGAGGCUAAUUUCAGGGGAAAUGCUAAUCUCAUGGACCUGAGACGUCUGCAGCUCAAAGGAGAGCUGACCAUUAGAAAACUGGAGAAUGUAAAGCGUGAAUUUUCAGCUCAAGCGAACUUAGAAGAGAAAAACCUUCGUUCUUUGGAGUUAUCAUGGGGAGAUGAUCAUGAAGGUUUGAACUUGAACAUGAGCAAUGAUUUUAUUUGCAAAAUGGGAGAGAAUGUGCUCGAAUGUCUUCAACCACCGGAAAAUCUCAAACGUUUAUCCUUAAAAGGAUAUCCAGGAACCUUCUUCCCAAGAUGGAUGUGUACUCCCAAACUUCUUGGUUUAACUAAAUUAGAGUUGAUCAACUGCAAUAGAUGUCACCAUCUCCCUACUUUAGGGGAACUUCCAUUCCUAGAGGUUAUCUACAUGUGUGGAAUGAAUGCUGUGAAGACUAUUGGCCGUGAGUUCUAUGGAGAAGACACGAGGAGAUUGUUUGGAUCAUUAAAGGAGCUAACUCUCAUAGACUUCCCUGAUUUGGAACUCUGGUGGAGCAUAAAUGGGGGUAAAGAAUUUCAGUCACUUGUUACAUUAACGAUCAAUAAAUGCCCUAAGUUGAAGAACAUGCCGCAAUUUCCGUCGGUUAAGCGUUUAGAAUUACGGAACUGCCAUGAAACUUUGUUAAUGUCGGCGAUAAAUGUAUCCUCACUUUCUAUCCUAGUUAUUGCUGUUUUUACAGGACAGUUGAUUUUUGGGGAACCUCGUCUCUCUAAAACAUUGACAAUUCGUUGGUGUGAGGAGCUUGUAUCUCUGCCGCAGCAAUUGCAAAACCUCAGCUGCCUGCAGUCUCUGGAGAUCAGUGAAUGUCAUAGCCUUUCAGCUCCACCCCAGAGUAUAUCCGGGUUAGUCUCCCUUAAACAUUUAUCCAUUGAGAACUGCAGUAACAUAAGCUUGUUACCAAUUGGACUGCAACAUCUUACCUCUCUCGAGCAUUUAACGAUAAUGUAUUGUCCAAAUUUGGUUUCUUUGCCAAAUGAGUGGCAAAACCUUUCCAUGCUGAGGAGUUUGUGCAUUUUAAGCUGUCCACAGCUAUCAUUUCUGCCUGAUAGUCUUCAAUAUGCCAAUACACUGCAAAAUCUGGAAAUCCAUGGUUGUCAUGGCUUAAAUGCGUUGCCUGAGUGGAUCUUAAAUCUUUCACUUCUAAGAUCUUUGGCAAUAUCAGAUUGUCCUAAUAUCACAUCACUUCCAGACAACCUUCAAUGCCUCGGCAAUCUCCAGCGUCUUUCUAUUCAAGAAUGUCCUAGGCUUGAAGAACAUUACAAGAAAAUAUAG